Messenger RNA from Microdochium trichocladiopsis, 1174 nucleotides. RefSeq lists its product as uncharacterized. The transcript has a single exon. The coding region runs from base 459 to 887 and encodes 142 amino acids. Lineage: Eukaryota; Fungi; Ascomycota; Sordariomycetes; Xylariales; Microdochiaceae. The record is from RefSeq and is a predicted model, not a curated record.
ACACCGCGUUGUACUCGCCAUUGAAAGGCUUCAACUUCGGCCGUGACGAUUUCCGCGACGCUCCCUACUCGGCUGAGUACCAUCAUGAUCAGUGGAGCGACACCUGCGUCGACAGCAGAAAUGGGUUCUACUCAUUCGCCCAUGUCCUAGUCUGGCUGGGCAUAAUCCACAAAGACGACGUCGUGCCAAGCCCCACGACGAGCCCAGACGACACGGCUGAGAAGCAAACACAGAGGGAAGUCGCGCGGCGGUUUGCAGACUCGGCGCUCGAUGUCGGCCGGAGAAAAUACCACGCCGCUCAUCUAGCUGCAGAUUACAGAGACGCCGCCGCAUUGGCAUUCGCUCUGGAAGCCACCUACCACUAUCGCAGCGGUGCAACGUCAGAUCGGCGGCAGAUCUGCAGGGACUUGCUUUUCAACCCGGUGCCCGAGUACAACGAGUCGUACCAAGCCGCGACAAUGUUCGGCCAGGCAGUCGACGCGGAGAUAAGGCUGGGAGACGACAGUUUCUCCCCCCUCAUCGAGGCCCUUUUGCUCUUCGAGGCCAAGUACCUCGGUGAAGGCGCUACGGGGUCCGAGUCCCAGCUCGGAAAGGUCAAUCAGUGGUCUAUCCUUCCUGGAGAAUGGGACCAUAAGACGAAACGGUACCAGCCCAGCAAGACGUAUAAUCUCCUCACCUGGUCUAUCCUCAAGAUGGGGGAGCGGACCUUGUGUCGGCUCCUCAAACUGGCUGUCCCGGCUGUUGUGAGCGAGCCGAGUCCGGGCGGUCAAACUCCGAUGGAGGUGGCGGAGUGGUAUGGACGCGAGGAUGUCAUCAAGGUUUUGAAAGAGGACUGCAAGAUGGAACAACAGAAACCGACAUCGAGCGCAACGAACGUUCGGACCUAAGGUUACCUAGCGAUGUAUCGAUCGGCUUCGCUGAUGACGCUAGGUUAUGUGGCUAACCAUCUCGAAUGAGGGGUCCUUCCAGCAGUAAUUUUCCACGAUGUUAGUUACAUGCUAUUCAUGGCUUGAAGUUCAGCCCGGAAAGAUGGAGCAAAGAAGGCAGGAUGUGGAAGAUUGGGGGGAAAAGAAACACACUCUAUUCCUCGAGAGGGAAACAUGUACUCUACUCAGUCUCUUCAUCGUCUUUCUGCUCCAUUUGCGCUUUCGCAUAUCAAGGCAACUUCCACACA